AUGUCGGGAGGUAUAGCGCGUGGUCGUCUUGCUGAGGAGCGCAAAGCCUGGCGUAAGAAUCACCCACAUGGUUUCGUUGCGAAGCCGGAGACGGGUGUAGAUGGGUCGGUUAAUUUGAUGGUGUGGCAUUGCACCAUCCCUGGUAAGACUGGGACUGAUUGGGAUGGUGGCUGCUAUCCACUUACAAUGCACUUCAGUGAGGACUACCCUAGCAAACCCCCAAAAUGCAAGUUUCCACAAGGUUUCUUCCACCCUAACGUGUACCCAUCUGGAACAGUGUGUUUGUCUAUUCUCAAUGAGGACAGUGGGUGGAGACCAGCAAUUACCGUGAAGCAAAUUCUAGUGGGCAUUCAGGAUUUGCUGGACCAGCCCAACCCUGCUGAUCCAGCACAAACUGAUGGGUACCAGCUCUACAUGCAGGAACCCGUUGAGUACAAAAGAAGGGUUCGGCAGCAGGCCAAGCAGUACCCACCUCUUGUCUAAUGUUGUGCCUGCCUUGCUCUGUAAUUAAUACUAGACUGCUACAUAUGUUUUACCUGAUUGUGAACAACUUUUAUUGAUAGUUAUUGUACUUGAUUGUCAGCAGUCUUAUUGCAAUGAUUUUUGAUCAGGUUAUAAUUUAUUUUCCUCUAUGGUGCUCUGUUAAGGAUCAUAUUUUCUUUAAAAUCAUAG
This is a messenger RNA of Ilex paraguariensis (yerba mate), 672 nucleotides long. NCBI's taxonomy places the organism in Eukaryota, Viridiplantae, Streptophyta, Magnoliopsida, Aquifoliales, Aquifoliaceae. The record is from the annotation of a GenBank genome assembly.